Molecule: messenger RNA, 1001 nt
Organism: Setaria italica (foxtail millet)
Lineage: Eukaryota; Viridiplantae; Streptophyta; Magnoliopsida; Poales; Poaceae
Product: U3 small nucleolar ribonucleoprotein protein IMP3
Exons: 5
Coding region: 231-779 (182 amino acids)
Biological process (GO): rRNA processing
Cellular component (GO): small ribosomal subunit; Mpp10 complex; small-subunit processome
Molecular function (GO): structural constituent of ribosome; rRNA binding; snoRNA binding
Source: RefSeq, a predicted model, not a curated record
ACUGUACCUCUGUCCAUUCUACCGCCGCCACAUUUGUUGCGCCUCCUCGUCGACGAACUUGCCGGCGGCGAAAGGACACAGCUAGGGUUUCUCCCACCCAGCUAUUCUCGCGUCGAGAGGUGUCGCGCUCCUCCUCUCUUCGCCGGCUCCCCUCUGCUGCAAAUCCUUUCGUUCCGAAGAAAUUUUUCGCUGGGCGGCGGGAGCUCCCUUACUGCCGCUUCAAUUGAAAGAUGAGGAAGCUCAAGUUCCACGAGCAGAAGCUCCUCAAGAAGACCAAUUUCUUGGAGUACAAGAGGGAGGGCGGCCACCGGGAGGCGCUCGUGACGCAGCACUACCGCCUCGUCGAGAGGGACGACUACAAGAAGUACAAUGGCAUAUGCUUAAUGGUGCAAAAGCUCGUUAAUAUCAUAAAGCAGAUGGACCCAAGAGACCCUUUCAGAAUCGAAAUGACAGACAUGCUGCUUGAUAAGCUAUAUAACAUGGGUGUAAUUCCAACAAAAAAGAGCCUGUUGAAAUGCGAGAAUCUUUCGGCUAGCGCCUUCUGCAGGCGGAGACUGGCAACAGUUAUGGUGAAGCUCAAGUUUGCAGAGCACCUUAAAGAGGCGGUAACAUACAUCGAGCAGGGGCAUGUGCGUGUAGGUCCAGAGACAGUUACCGAUCCAGCCUUUCUUGUGACCAGAAACAUGGAGGACUUCAUCACCUGGGUGGAUUCCUCAAAGAUCAAGAGGAAGGUCAUGGAGUACAACGAUGCCUUGGACGAUUAUGAUGCCAUGUUUUGAGAAAACCAUUCAGCAGGAAAUUCUGCGCUGCCCAUCAAUGUAAUCUUAGCUACUCACAUAUGUGAUUUUCAGAACAAAAAUCUGUGACAAUUGCCUGUUUGUUCACUUUGUUGUAGGGUACUUGCAUUUGCAUUGCAGACGGCGCAAUUUUGUAGUUGGUUGCUGACACAUUUUGUUUGAUGCACUGUGCAAUUGUUUUUUUAAAGGCCGAGUUUUAUUCUA